Molecule: messenger RNA, 1282 nt
Organism: Eleginops maclovinus (Patagonian blennie)
Lineage: Eukaryota; Metazoa; Chordata; Actinopteri; Perciformes; Eleginopidae
Exons: 4
Coding region: 2-739 (245 amino acids)
Source: RefSeq, a predicted model, not a curated record
AAUGGCUCUGGUUGAGGAGUUCAAGAAAAAGAAUAUGAACGUUGCACUCAUCAGAGAAAAGAUGGAGCUGACUUUUUCCUUGAGGCGCAGGGAGAUAGUGGAUCUGCAGCCUAUGGUGUCAGAGGCUCUGGAACGGUGGCCUGCUCUGUUUUGCGACGCAGAGAUAAGGGAAGAGUUUUAUCGUAUAACCAACAAGGGCCUGAUUGACAACUUCAGAGCAGCCCUUAAUCAGCACACCUGGAGGCUCCUGAGACUCUAUCGGGUGAGGAGGGCCGCUUUUUCAUCUGAGAUGGAUCAGCUCCUUAACAGCCUGGAUCAAGAAACAUCUGACCUCACUGCACAUCGACAAACUGCAGCUUUAAAGGGCCUUCCUUUGUUUCUCCGUGAGAGUCAGGAGAAGCUCUUCAGGAACUGUCUUGACACUGACCCAGAAGAGGGGCGGACGAAGGGCCUCACUGUGGGUAUCCUCACUGUGUUGGAGGAUGAUACCAGCGCAGCUCCUCGAAGUGUCACGAGUGUUGCUGUUGUUGUGGAAGAAGAGAUUGUCCUUCAAGAUCUCCCUGACCUGCCAACUGCUUUUGCUUACCUCUUUGGACUGAUCUAUACUUUAAACCUUAGUUACCCAAAGCAUCUGAGGUACACAUUCGAAACUGUUCAGAAAUUGUUCAUGGAACUUGGUACAGACCUCUCUGCAAGGGUCAGAUCCCUCAAAAACAAACUCCUUGCUUUAGCUAACUGAUAAUGUUGGAAUUGUUGGAAAUGUUCCCUUCUGUCCAGCCAACACACUAUAUGUACCUCGAUCUCUGAUCUUCGAUCUCAUUUUUUUUUUUGCACUUUAUUGGGUUUUCCUUUAAGAUCUCCCUGACCUGCCAACUGCUUUUGCUUACCUCUUUGGACUGAUCUAUACUUAACCUUAGUUACCCAAAGCAUCUGAGGUACACAUUCGAAACUGUUCAUGAAACUUGGUACAGACCUCUCUGCAAGGGUCAGAUCCCUCAAAAACGAACUCCUUGCUUUAGUUAACUGAUAAUGUUAGAUUUGUUGGAAUUGUUGGAAAUGUUCCCUUCUGUCCAGCCAACACACUAUACAGUAUCUACCUCGAUCUCUGAUCUUCGAUCUCAUUUAUUUUGCUCUUUAUUGAGUUUUUCAUGUUACAUGUUAAGAUUCAGUGUGUGUGCAUUUACCGGAGUUGAUUUCCUGAUUUGUUUCAACUGUGUCCUGUUUGCAAUCACACCUUAUGUGUAUGUUAAGGUAUGGUUUUCAGCUCAGUCUUUGUUGGAAC